Acanthosepion pharaonis is the source of this 1101-nucleotide messenger RNA. The record is from the annotation of a GenBank genome assembly. Lineage: Eukaryota; Metazoa; Mollusca; Cephalopoda; Sepiida; Sepiidae.
AUGGUGUUUCCUGUUGCCUGCCCUUUCGGCAGAUAUUUCCCAUUUCUUUUCAUUUUCUCCUUACUUCAUUUCUCUUUCUUUCUACAUCUUAAGGUUUUUCUUUAUCUCUUUUAUACUCUUAAUGUUGAAAUUUUUUUAAUCUUUCUAUAUUGCUUGUUUUUCUUCUUUUGUUUCCCUCGUUUGUUUUUCUUUUUUGUUUCCCUCGCUUGUUUUUCUUCUUUUGUCUCCCCCUGCUUGUUUUUCUUCUUUUGUCUCCCCCUGCUUGUUUUUCUUCUUUUGUCUCCCCCUGCUUGUUUUUCUUCUUUUGUCUCCCCCUGCUUGUUUUUCUUCUUUUGUCUCCCCCGCUUGUUUUUCUUCUUUUGUCUCCCUCGCUUGUUUUUUCUUCUUUGUCUCCCUGCUUGUUUUUUUUUCUUUUGUCUCCCCUGCUUGUUUUUUCUUCUUUUGUCCCCCUGCUUGUUUUUCUUUUUUUGUCUCCCCAGUUUGCUUGUUUUUUUCUUGCUUUUUGUCUCCCCUGCUUGUUUUUUCUUCUUUUGUCUUUGCUUGUUUUUUCUUCUUUUUUCUCCCCUGCUUGUUUUUUCUUCUUUUUUUGUCCCCCUGCUUGUUUUUUUUUCUUUUGUUUUUCUUCCCCCUGCUUGUUUUUUUCUUCUUUGUCUCCCCUGCUUGUUUUUCUUCUUUUGUCUCCCUGCUGCUUUUUUUCUUCUUUUGUCUCCCCUGCUUGUUUUUUUCUUUGUCUCCCUCGCUUUGUUUUUUCUUCUUUGUCUCCCUUGUUUGUUUUUUUCUUUUUCCUCUUUUUCAUUCCUUCUCUUUCUUUUCCAUACCUUUAUUGCCUGUUUUCUUUUUUCCACUCUGUUUGAUUUUCUCUCAUUUUUUGUAUAUCUCUUCAUUUGCAUUGUAACUUUCCACCUUUUCCAUUUUCUUCCAGCCACCCUGAUACACCAUCCCAACUUCCAGGCUUUACUUAUUCAACAGUGUAGACAUAGGUUUUCUCUCUUCAGUGAACUGUUCCUUUUUUCCUUCUCUUUUGUCUUCUUUUAUAUCUUUGUUUUCCUCGAGCUCUUUCUUCCUGCUUAUUCUUCCAUCCCCUUUUUGUCUUUUUCUUAA